CUUAAUUAAUAAAUUAUUUUUCAGAUGGGCGAUGUUGAUCCCGAAACGUUGUUGGAAUGGUUAUCGAUGGGCCAAGGAGAUGAAAGGGACAUGCAGUUAAUCGCAUUAGAGCAGCUAUGUAUGCUACUUUUAAUGUCCGAUAAUGUUGAUCGGUGUUUCGAAAGUUGUCCUCCUCGAACAUUUCUGCCAGCUUUAUGCAAGAUAUUUUUGGAUGAGCUUGCACCUGAAAAUGUUCUUGAAGUUACUGCACGCGCCAUAACCUAUUAUCUGGAUGUAUCUGCGGAGUGUACCCGAAGAAUUGUUUCCAUCGAUGGCGCCAUUAAAGCCAUUUGUAACCGAUUAGUUGUUGCCGACUUAUCUUCACGUACAUCACGUGAUCUUGCAGAGCAAUGUAUUAAAGUUCUUGAACUUAUAUGCAGUAGAGAAGCAGGAGCAGUUUUUGAAGGCAGUGGUUUAAAUUGUGUUUUGUCAUUUAUUCGGGACUGUGGUUCCCAAGUUCACAAAGACACACUACAUUCAGCCAUGUCUGUUGUUUCACGACUUUGCACUAAAGUGGAACCCAAUUCACCAUGUAUAGAUAACUGCGUGGAAAGUUUAAGUACUUUACUGCAACACGAAGAUGCACUGGUAUCGGAUGGUGCUUUAAAAUGCUUUGCAUCUGUUGCGGAUCGAUUUACACGGAAAUGGGUUGACCCUGCACCUUUAGCUGAAUAUGGCUUAGUUGCCGAACUGCUCAAACGUCUAGAAAAUGCUGCUGGCGUCAAUAGUCACUCCCUAUCUACAUCUAAAUUAAGUGGGCCUGCAUCCGCCAACCUUAAUGCAGACCGACUUAAUGAAAAUGGUUCAGGAUCAUCGAACGCAGCAGGAAAAAUUCAAGCAAACGAAUUCCGGUCGCCACAAUCAAUAUCGACAACAAUUUCGCUGCUGUCUACAUUAUGUCGUGGAUCACCAUCUAUAACGCGUGAUAUCUUAAGGUCUCCGUUACCGAAUGCCAUUGAAAGAGCUCUAAAGGGGGAUGAACGCUGCGUGCUUGACUGCAUGCGAUUUGCAGAUCUAUUACUUCUCCUCUUAUUUGAAGGUCGGCAAGCAUUGAACAGGGUCAGUGCCAAUAGUAAUCAAGGCCAAUUGGCUCCAAGACCAAAACGGAAUGACUCCAGUACUGAUCGUACUCAUCGACAACUUAUAGAUUGCAUACGAUCAAAAGAUACCGAAGCUUUGCAAGAGGCAAUCGAAACUUGCGGUGUUGAUGUGAAUUGUAUGGAUGACGUAGGGCAAACUCUAUUGAAUUGGGCAUCUGCUUUUGGUACUUUGGAAAUGGUUGAAUAUUUAUGUGAGAAGGGCGCGGAUGUGAACAAAGGACAGAGAAGCUCAUCUCUUCACUAUGCUGCUUGCUUUGGCCGCCCUGGAAUAGCAAAGAUUUUACUUAAAUUUGGUGCUUAUCCAGAUUUGCGCGAUGAAGAUGGAAAAACACCUCUUGAUAAAGCGCGUGAAAGAUCAGAUGAUGGCCACCGCGAAGUUGCUGCGAUUUUGCAAUCUCCUGGUGAAUGGAUGUCUUCUGGAAACAUACUGACAAAUAAGGAAGGACAAAUGUACACAUCUAUAGAACCGCGCGGGGAUCCUGAAAUGGCACCGGUCUAUUUAAAACUACUUUUGCCCAUACUCUGUCGAACAUUUCAGGGUUCUAUGCUUUCUAGUGUUCGACGAGCUAGUUUGAGUCUAAUAAAAAAGAUUGUUCAGUAUGCACACCCUUCAGUUCUUAAAAAUAUUUGUGGAAAGUGUGAUGAACCCACAACUUCAAUAGCCACUCAAAGUGUUGGAAACUUGCUAACUGAAGUUAUCGCUAGCGUCUUGGACAGCGAGGAUGAUGAAGAUGGCCACGUAGUUAUUUUGAAAAUUAUUGAGGAGCUGAUGUGUAAGGCGCAAGAAGAAUAUAUUGAGCACUUUGCGCGAUUGGGAGUAUUUUCUAAAGUACAAGCUCUGAUGGAUCAAAACGAAGACCAUUCAUCACAAUUCUCGUCAGGCUCUCCAGAGUUUUCGUCAACACAAAAGGGAUCAACUUAUUGUAUGCCGAGUAGAUCAGUUUCAGAUGAUUUAGUGGAGGAUGCUAAAGAAAUUUUGCAAGGCAAGCCCUAUCAUUGGCGGGACUGGAGCAUUUGUCGAGGUCGAGAUUGUUUAUACGUUUGGUCAGAUUCCGCUGCAUUAGAGCUUUCUAAUGGUUCCAAUGGCUGGUUCCGCUUUAUACUUGACGGAAAAUUAGCUACAAUGUAUUCAAGCGGAAGCCCCGAAAAUGGAAAUGACAGCUCAGGUAAAUAUAAGCAAUCUUACUUUUUGUUGAUCUAUGCUUCUAGAAUUUUCCAAGAAGUGUUCACACUUAAUUAUAUCUAA
Molecule: messenger RNA, 2385 nt
Organism: Drosophila navojoa
Lineage: Eukaryota; Metazoa; Arthropoda; Insecta; Diptera; Drosophilidae
Gene: Ufd4
Product: ubiquitin fusion-degradation 4-like
Biological process (GO): protein K63-linked ubiquitination; proteasome-mediated ubiquitin-dependent protein catabolic process; anatomical structure development
Cellular component (GO): nuclear speck
Molecular function (GO): metal ion binding; ubiquitin protein ligase activity; protein binding
Source: RefSeq, a predicted model, not a curated record